Messenger RNA from Cataglyphis hispanica, 3693 nucleotides. RefSeq names its product ATP-citrate synthase (gene ATPCL). Gene Ontology annotation, biological process: citrate metabolic process; acetyl-CoA biosynthetic process; tricarboxylic acid cycle. Gene Ontology annotation, cellular component: cytosol. NCBI's taxonomy places the organism in Eukaryota, Metazoa, Arthropoda, Insecta, Hymenoptera, Formicidae. The record is from RefSeq and is a predicted model, not a curated record. The coding region runs from base 181 to 3441 and encodes 1086 amino acids. Gene Ontology annotation, molecular function: ATP citrate synthase activity. The transcript is spliced from 11 exons.
UGUGGCAAUAUUUCUUGUCGCAGUCGAGUGAGUCGAGAAGAGAAUCUCAAGUAAUCUUUUCAUGGCAGUGUGAGCAAGUGGAUGUACGUUCGUAUCACUCUCGAAAUCGUUCAAAAUCUGCCAAAGUUUCAGCAUUUACGAAGCCGGCUGCGCCGCUUGUCAAUUGAACUGUAAAAGAAAAUGGCAGCAAAGGCAAUUCGCGAAGCGACUGGGAAAGAUUUAAUUAAUCGUAAGCUUUCUUUUGGAACAAAAGCAGUGAAAUGUAGAUUUGUACCUAUUACGGAAGAUAUGAAUUGGAUCGAUAUCGCCAAUGAAUAUCCGUGGCUUAAGACGGAGAAAUUAGUCGUAAAACCGGAUCAAUUAAUCAAGCGUCGAGGAAAGCUCGGAUUAAUUAAAGUGAACGCAGAUUUACCUACUGUACAAAAAUGGGUUGAGCAACGUAUGAAUAAGGAGCAACGCGUCGGCAAGGCGACUGGAAAAUUAAAAACAUUCAUAAUUGAACCAUUUGUACCGCACAAACCGGAAGAGGAAGUUUAUAUUUGUAUUUAUUCUCAUCGCAAAGCUGACACGAUACUAUUUCAUCAUCAAGGAGGUGUCGAUAUUGGAGAUGUUGAUGCUAAAGCUUUGAAAUUAGACAUACCAGUUGGCAGCGAGUUGCCCGAUCGAUCUACAUUGAUUAAUAAACUUCUGAUUAAUGUGACGGAUGAUAAAAAAGUGAUGAUUGCUGAAUUCAUAGAAUCUCUUUAUAAGCUUUAUGUUAAUUUAUAUUUCACAUACAUGGAGAUCAAUCCGUUGGUAGUAACGGAUUCCGCGAUCUAUAUACUUGAUCUCGCAGCCAAGCUAGAUACUACGGCAGAUUUCAUAUGUAAACCGGAUUGGGGUGAAAUCGAUUAUCCACCGCCAUUUGGAAGGGAUGCUUAUCCAGAGGAAGCCUAUAUAGCUGAUUUGGAUGCUAAAUCGGGCGCCAGUUUAAAAUUGACGAUUCUUAAUCCAAACGGCCGCAUAUGGACAAUGGUUGCUGGUGGUGGUGCGUCUGUAAUAUAUUCGGACACAAUUUGCGAUUUGGGUGCAGCGGAUGAAUUGGCCAAUUACGGUGAAUAUUCAGGUGCCCCUAGCGAACAACAAACUUACGAAUACGCAAAAACCAUCCUGAGUUUGAUGACGAAGACAAAGCAUCAUGAUGGAAAAGUACUCAUUAUAGGAGGUGGAAUUGCUAACUUUACAAAUGUAGCUGCAACAUUUAAAGGCAUUGUUAAGGCCCUCCAGGAAUAUCAGCCUAAACUAGUAGAGCAUGAUAUAAGAAUUUUUGUAAGAAGAGCCGGACCUAAUUUUCAAGAAGGUUUAAGGAUAAUACGGGAAGUUGGUAGACGGCUAGGGAUUCCCGUUCAUGUAUUCGGUCCCGAGACGCAUAUGACAGCUAUAUGUGCUAUGGCGUUAGGAAAGAAACCGAUCCCCGAUCCAGAAGCUCAAGAAUUCUCAACCGCAAACUUUCUCUUGCCUUCCGGACAAGAUGUUGGACCACCAUCUUCACCGCCCAAGAAUAAAUUGCCAUUAGAGCAACCUAAACUAAAAACUAUCGAUGUAGUAGAUUCGGACAGCGGUGACAAACAACUUUUCAGCAAUAAAACUAGAUCUAUCAUCUGGGGUAUGCAAACAAGGGCUGUACAGAGUAUGUUGGAUUUCGAUUUUGUUUGUCGAAGAUGCGAGCCAUCUGUCGCUGCUAUUGUUUAUCCGUUCACUGGUGAUCACAAGCAAAAAUUUUAUUGGGGCCAUAAAGAGGUUCUUAUCCCUGUCUAUAAACAAAUGAAAGACGCUAUGGCUAAGCAUACAGAUGCGGAUGUAAUGGUCACAUUUGCCUCUCUAAGAUCUGCUUAUGAAAGCACUAUGGAAACAUUACAAUUUCCGCAAAUCAGAACAAUUGCAAUAAUCGCGGAAGGUAUACCUGAAAAUAUGACUAGAAAAAUGAUCUUAGCGGCGCAACGAAGAAACGUAACUAUAAUCGGACCGGCUACUGUGGGAGGUGUAAAACCGGGAUGCUUUAAGAUUGGUAAUACUGGUGGAAUGAUGGACAAUAUUCUGCAUAGCAAAUUGUAUAGACCUGGCAGCGUCGCUUAUGUUUCUCGUUCCGGUGGCAUGUCAAACGAGUUAAAUAACAUUAUCUCAAAGGCUUCCAACGGUGUACUGGAGGGUGUCGCUAUCGGUGGAGAUCGAUAUCCGGGAACUACCUUUAUGGAUCACAUAAUGCGUUAUCAAAAUAAUCCAGAUGCGGCGCUCAUCGUAUUGCUUGGAGAAGUCGGCGGCAUCGAGGAAUAUGAAGUAUGUGAAGCAUUGAAAAGCGGUAGGAUCAACAAGCCAUUGGUGGCCUGGUGCAUCGGUACCUGUGCCAGUAUGUUCAAUUCUGAAGUGCAAUUUGGUCAUGCUGGCUCGAUCGCGCAUUCCAAUCUUGAAACAGCUUCUGCGAAAAAUGCAGCGCUAAAGGCCGCUGGUGCAUACGUCCCGGAUAGCUUCGAUACUCUCGGCGAUCUCAUACAAAACGUUUAUGAAAAACUGGUGAAAGACGGCACCGUUGUGCCGAAACCCGAAGUUCCACCGCCAACAGUACCAAUGGAUUAUAAUUGGGCUAGGGAACUUGGUUUAAUACGUAAACCUGCAUCAUUCAUGACAUCUAUUUGCGACGAACGUGGGCAGGAAUUAUUGUAUGCCGGUAUGCCUGUAACUGAGGUGCUGAAACAAAACGUGGGCAUUGGCGGUGUCGUGUCACUUUUGUGGUUUCAGCGUUGCUUACCCUCAACCUACUGUAAGUUUCUCGAAAUGUCGUUGAUGUUGACAGCUGAUCACGGUCCAGCUGUUUCCGGGGCUCACAAUACCAUCGUUUGCGCACGCGCUGGAAAAGAUUUGGUCAGCUCUCUCGUUUCUGGACUUUUGACAAUUGGUGAUCGUUUCGGUGGUGCCUUAGAUGGCGCGGCUCGCAUGUUUUCCGAGGCAUACGAUGCCGGUCUACAUCCGCAAGAAUUUGUAAAUAACACGCGUAAAAAGGGCAAGCUAAUUAUGGGUAUCGGUCAUCGUGUUAAAUCGAUUAAUAAUCCUGAUAUGCGCGUUAAGCUCAUUAAGGAAUUUGUGUUGGAGAAUUUUCCGGCCAAACCUUUAGUCGAAUAUGCCUUGGAGGUUGAGAAAAUAACGACUAGCAAGAAGCCUAAUUUAAUUCUUAAUGUAGAUGGAAUUAUCGCCAGCGCCUUCGUCGAUAUGUUACGAAACAGUGGUAGUUUUACGAGAGAAGAGGCGCAAGAAUAUAUUGAAAUAGGUGCCAUAAAUAGCCUUUUCGUCCUUGGUCGAAGUAUAGGAUUUAUCGGUCAUUAUAUGGACCAGAAGAGAUUAAAGCAAGGCCUUUAUCGUCAUCCGUGGGAUGAUAUUUCUUAUGUAUUACCUGAACAAUAUAAUUGAAAAUUAUGAAACGCGUGCGCAAUGUAUAGCGCUUAAUGUCUCAUUGUUAAUCGUUUAGUUCGAAAACCGUCUUAAAUAUAAAUGAGUUGAGAUAUAGAAGAACAUUAAUUGUCGAUCUAUCGUCGUGAUCGAUUAAUCAAUCAAUUGUCAAUUGAGAUCAAUAUGCACGAAAUUAGAUUACACAUCACACAGUGCACCGAAAAACACUAUAUACCGUCAUUUUUUAAAAAUAAAAUUUCUUCUCAAUUUAAA